GAAGAUGGCAGCCUCGGCCACAUGCUCGGGGAAAUAAAUAAAUAACCGCGCCAUGUAGGAAUAUAUAUCCUGCACUGAGGGGAAGGUGAGAGAAAUCCCCGGAUUGGACCGUAAACAAGAAGCAUGAGAGAGUGUCAGAGACGGACAGAUGACAGACUGAGGUGUAUGUGGAUCCUGCUGUGUGCCGAGGGGGAGACAGAACAACACCGCCACGCUUCUUCAGGGCGUUGAUGUUCAGAGAAAUAACAUCCAGCCCUUGCCGGGGACGGGGAAAGGAAGGUACCCUGAAUGCUGCGUGUAGGAGCGAAGAGAAAAGCACAAUAAACCACGGAGUGGACUGCGCAAAAUCAGAAACAACUGGCAAAACAACAUCCUCUGAAACCCAACCUUCGUAGAUUGUGGUGGGCCUUUUCCAAUCUCUCUGUUCUUGGCCACCCAGGAGAGGCGAUGGAAGGUUAAAUCACAUGCUCCGUCAAGAGCGAUCACAAACCAAACCUGCUGAGACUUCAUUCUCCAGUGUCCGAGGAGCCCUUGAAACCUUCCCUGGGAACUUACAGCAACACAAACUUUCCCAAGUAAUUUGCUUAUCUCACUCUAAGGAAGUACUUUGAUAAAGGUCAGAAUCAUUUUUAUGUUUCUUUAGCGAGGGCCCAAAAAGACCCAGCCACGGCCCACUGCGGGGUCUCAGAGGAGCGUCUGGGGAACAUUGAUCUGGACGAGAAGAUUGUGACGGAGGUGAUGGGUAACAAGAACACCAGCCUGCCGAAAGGUCCCGACAGCGAGCCUACACAGAAAGAGGAAGGGGGUGUCAUUGAUAAUACCACAGGAAGUGUCUCCAGAGAUGGACCGCUGGGCCCCAGCCCGGAGCUGCUGGCCUCCCUGCAGUCCCUCGGAGAAAACAGCGACUACACUCUGCUCCCACACUCCCUGCACCAGAUUGCAGAGGCCUACUCACUCAAAGAGGACUACCAGUGGGCCAUUCAGUUCCUGCAGCUGGAGAAGCUCUACCAUGAACGUCUGCUCUCCAACCUUGCCGCCCUGCAGGAAAACUGGGAGAGCCAGUGGAAAGAGAAGAACACCGAGAGCAGUUCACCCGCUGAGACAGACCUCAUCAGUCAGAAGCACAUCGAGACCCUGAGCCAAAUCUGUAGGACACACCCCAGCCCAUCCAUCAGUGUGCAGCAGAACACUCUGAAUACAACACUGAAAGACAUUCAGACAAUACAACCCUGUCAUGACAAAGUCGACAAUCCUGACACAUCACACGAGGACGGAGAACAAGAGCAAAACGUGAACUCAGAGUCAGAGCUAUCUUCACCAUACACAGACCAUCAGGAGGAAACUGGGGAAAAGGAAGGAGCGGAAGAGGAGGAGAUAUAUGAGGAAGGGCAGGAAGUAGAAGAAGAGGAGGAGGAGGUGCCGUGUGAGGAAACGCCAGAGGAGGAGGAGGUGAAGGUGGAGUGGCCAACAGGAGUUCCCCAGGCUUCAGACAAGGACCUGGCCAAACUGUCCCACACAGAAGGGAUUUCUUCUCCUGAUGGUUUGGUCUCCAUUCUGAAGAGGAGGAGAGCGUCGCUGGAUGGACUGCCUCCACCCAGCGACAUGGCUAUUAAACAGAGCUCCAAACGCAAAGUUCGCUUCAGCGAACCAGAGGACGGCAUUGAACAAGAUGAGGUAGGUGGAGACUCCUGCCUGAUCCUCCUGCUGCUGUGCCUGGUUACUGUGGUGAUCAGCAUAGGCGGGACCGCUCUCUACUGCACCCUGGUGGACACUUACUCCAACAUUUGCACCGACUUCACUCAGAACGUCAACUUCUACGUCAUGAACGCACGGAGGUUCCUCGAAGGGCUCGGACACUGGCUGCCCCUCCGGACUUAAGGCCGCUUCAUCUGCUUUCCAGACAGGAGCAGACAUUUGUGUCGAGUGUAGAAUAGAGAGCGAGGAUGAAAGAGUUCCCGACUAAGACUGUACAGAUGCAGGACCUACAGGCAUUAAUCUGAUGCCGCCAUGCAGAGUGUUUAAAGCUUUGACUCCUUCUACAGUGACUGGACUCAUGUCUCAGCAAAAGAGCUCACAUCCCACUAAGACUUGUAAAUUUGGUCAAAUGGACUAAGAUGUUUGUGUCGGUAACCGAGCGCUCAAAGCAACAACAAAAAAAAACAGUAAAAACUGUCCAAAUUUCUUCACCUCAGAAGAAAAACAUGUGAUGAUGUGUGCAUGUUGUAGGAUGAAAGUUCAAAAACAAAAAAAAAAACUUGUUUACUACUGUCUGUGUGGAUGUUUCAUCUUCAAACUGAACCUUACAGAUGACCACACGAGAGGUCACAACUCUGCUAUAUUUAUAUUUUAACUGAAGUAGUUUAUCUACAGUAUAUAGUAGUGUUUCCCUCACAAUUGUAGCAGUUGUAGCUGUGGAUAAAUUUGUCUUUUGUUCCAGAGGUUUUCUUGUUCUGGCGCUUUUAUUUUGACUUAGACAGAGAAGAUGAUUUUAGCAUCUUUAUUAUCAUUAGGAUCAUUACUGUGUGUUGUUUCUUUGUACCAUUAAUGGGCCAAAUGAUGAUUUUCUUCUCCUUUUAAUUUCAUGUUACCAUUAUUGUUUGCUCUUUUGACCCAUCUUUAUUAAUGAAUAUACUGUGUAUCUACUGUAUAUCAGACACAAUCUACAGCAAGACAAAAAAGAUUUAUUUUAUUUUGAAACACCUUGAUUCCAGAUGAGCCUUUGUGAUCCUUUCACCGAAACGGAUAAUUUCAUAAUUGCGUGUUUACCUCAACAUAAGUGGUUACACUUUACAUUCCUCUUAUAUGAAGACGACCAGCUCAAAGAGAAGCUUUGUACUGUAUAUGAUAGCGCUAUAUGUACACAUGUCCUAUUAAAAACAGCAUCAUGAAACAGUCUGCAUGAAUGAUGCUGUAUAUGUAGAUUCAGGAAGAGCGUGGCUCUCUGUAUGAAAGAAAAAAAAAGUCUACCACCUUAUAACACAAUACAUUUGUGUUUUAAGGUUAAUUUCAGUGUGGUCAUCAUGAUUAUCAGAAUACAAAACAGUAAUUUAACAGCCACUCUACAAACUCAGGCAUGUAACCUGUGUUUAUACUUUUUGGUGCUCUAUGUUUUCAUGUUCAUCCUUUGGUGUGUAGCUUUAAAAUUCCUCCUCUACAUCUGGAUUUACAAUCAGUUCCAGUCUUCUCCUGCAGUGUGCAAACAGCUACACCAUGAUAUUAAAAUCCCAGUGCAGUGAGGAGAUGCACUUAGGUUGUGUGCACAUUGGACAUCAGAUCUCAUUCAAAAACAGGCAAAAAAAUAAGUGGUUUAAGAGCAAAAAAUUAAGAAUCAGUACAUUAUUACUUUGGCCAAAAACUAUUUAAUAUCGUUCUUGAGUGUUCAUGUGUUUUUUUACACUGAGCUAAUUGGGCCAUUGGGUUAUAAUCACAAUCUGGAGGCUGCCUUUAUAUGCACUGGGAGUUGAAUAUCUAGUUUGCUGUCCUUUAUAUCAUUUUGUCCAAGAGCAGAUCUUGAUGGACCAACAGUUGUGUUUCUGGGCUGGCCCCGGUAACACAAAAGAAAAUAUACCUGUAUACACACACAUUUUAUUGGAAUGGAGAAAAUGAAAUUCAGCAUGUUCCUUUAUCCAUUGCGUUGUGUUGAUAUUUUUUAACUGAUUUCAACUCUCCUUCUGAACUCCAGAUGUUUGCAAAAUGAUGAAUGUUACCUCUGUAUUGUCACUGUGGCUAUUGUUUACCUACAUGUUUUACAUUUUGCAAUCCAUCUUUAUAUGGUUCAAUAUUUAUGUUAAGUCGUGUCCACAAGGGAAUACAAAACAAAAUAAUUAA
Seriola aureovittata is the source of this 3828-nucleotide messenger RNA. It is a transcript of the gene cnstb, whose product is annotated as consortin, connexin sorting protein b. NCBI's taxonomy places the organism in Eukaryota, Metazoa, Chordata, Actinopteri, Carangiformes, Carangidae. Gene Ontology annotation, cellular component: transport vesicle; plasma membrane; trans-Golgi network. Gene Ontology annotation, biological process: positive regulation of Golgi to plasma membrane protein transport. The transcript is spliced from 11 exons. The record is from RefSeq and is a predicted model, not a curated record. Gene Ontology annotation, molecular function: connexin binding. The coding region runs from base 739 to 1878 and encodes 379 amino acids.